Anopheles merus is the source of this 3057-nucleotide messenger RNA. Its product is annotated as knirps-related protein-like. Gene Ontology annotation, biological process: regulation of DNA-templated transcription. The coding region runs from base 1226 to 2839 and encodes 537 amino acids. The record is from RefSeq and is a predicted model, not a curated record. Lineage: Eukaryota; Metazoa; Arthropoda; Insecta; Diptera; Culicidae. The transcript is spliced from 3 exons. Gene Ontology annotation, molecular function: DNA-binding transcription factor activity; sequence-specific DNA binding; zinc ion binding.
CAGCAGGCAGAGCUUUGGCCGCACUUUGAGCCGAGAUGUUUUCCAGUCUCAGACAGGGCGCGCUCACGAUCGCAUGUCAGUGUUGCUGCCGCCGUUGUUGGAACAACCGUCGUACUUUGCGAUACCGAUUCGGACCUAGCAGCAACCACGGCAGCGUUUUACUUUCGCUGUUACGAUCCUUACCCUCUCGUCAUCGUCGUCGCCGUGCUCGUAUUCUAAAAGAUUUGUUCGUGUGAUCCGAGAAGGGAUGGACGCACCCCAAUGCAGUGUGUGCAGUUCCGGUGCAGUUUCGAUCAGUGCAGUUUGGUCAGUUGUUAUCGCCGCUUCUCAGUGGAAGUGUUAUGCUGCGUGCGCAUGAUGCUAUCAUUGGCCCAUUUGAUAGUGAUGUUUCAAGUGUUCGAGUGAAUUAGUGACGAAUUGUGUCAAAUUAAUCGCAAAAAAGAAACCUUAUAUUGCACCGAAUUAAAAAUAUACAUACGACAAAAAGUCUAACAAGUGGCACAGUUCAAUCACACGCAUUAUAGCUGUGGGAACCGACAAAAUUUGAUGCCUUCGUACAUUGUCCGGAACUAUUGAUGCUAUCCCUUAUCUUCGUGAUUAAGCACUAACACAAAAUUUCAAAGCGCGAACAAAAGUGAGAAGCCGUUAAAAAGGAUCAAAUGAUCCCGGGUGCAAAGUGGUUUAUUUAAAGGUUCGCUUUUGUGUAACGAAUGUUAAUUGUUUCAUUUAACAAGCAGCACGCUGAACCGUCGGCUUAAAUCUUCGAACUACUUCAAGAAUACUGUACAAAAUCAAAGAAAAAGAUGGACCCGUGGCGUGUUGACGAAAAUUGAUUAUGACAACAGGCAGCACAGAUUAUUAUUAUCGAUCUCCUCCAUCUUGCCUCUCGUGUGUUAGUUAACAGUGCCCCAAAAGGAAUGUGUUUCAUUUGUCGCCAAACAUAACUAAACGGUCAAAUCUACAAAGCAAACUAUACCGAAAGAAUGAGUUGUUUGUAGUCUACACGUUUCGCACGAUAUCGGUAGAUGAAAUACUAAAUACACGUUUAAAAAAGUGAUUGUGAAAUUAUUUGAACGACGUGCAGCAUACAACGAUAUUCAAAGUGCAUUUAACGUAAAUCAGUAGUGUAAUUUGAAAACGCAUCACCCCAAAGAAACCGUAUCCGGCAUAAAGCAUUUGCUUAGAGCUUUAAGCAAACUCCCAUCUCGCACAGCAGAAUAUAAAGAUGAAUCAGCAGUGCAAAGUUUGUGGCGAACCGGCAGCCGGUUUUCAUUUUGGAGCCUUCACUUGCGAAGGUUGCAAGUCUUUUUUCGGCCGAUCAUACAACAACUUAUCUUCGAUCUCGGAGUGUAAAAAUAACGGAGAAUGCAUCAUUAAUAAAAAGAAUCGAACCGCCUGCAAGGCGUGUCGGUUGCGCAAAUGCCUGAUGGUUGGAAUGUCGAAAAGCGGCUCUCGUUACGGACGUCGGUCGAACUGGUUUAAGAUCCACUGCUUGCUUCAGGAGCAACAGCAAGCCGCUCAGCAACAAGGAAACCAUCAGAAACCGUCACAACCAGUCGGGAUCCAUGCGGGAAUGUUUCACGGGGGCUAUCCUCAUGGCAUGUAUCCUCGGCCACCAUGCACAAAGGAAGAGCUGAUGCUUCUCGGCCUAGAGGAGUACAGUAAGCACCCAUCUGCAUCGCCCUCCGUUAGUUCUCCUGAUAGUCACAACUCGGAUAGCUCCAAUGAGAUCAAUGAUCGCAGAAAUGCGCUACUACGGCAGGGUAAAUUGCACGAUUCACCAAUCAAUAAGGAUCUGUUCCUUCCACUGCCGUUUGGUGGACUACCAUUGAUGCCGCCUCCUGGCUUCCUGCCCUCGUCACAUCUCAUGUUUCCAGGCUUCCAUCCGGCACUUUAUUCCCAUCCACAAGCAGGUCUGCUAAAGGCUGCUGAUACUCAUUUAACGCUUCCUAGCUCACCCCUCGCCAACAACAACAGUCGCUUUACACCAAAUCACAACACCGAUCAGAGCGUCCAUCCGACCGCGGUACCCGGUAAUGAUAACGGAAAAUCCCCAGAGUCUUUCUCAAAACGCUACAUUCUUGAUCAGGUGCUCGAAUCACAGCGUUGUCCUAGUAAUGGCACGACAGGAAGCGAUAAAGACGAACCUGAAUCGGAAGAGGUGGUCCCUGCAACGAUGACUCCUCCACGGUCUCCUAUUGUGUCUGCUCCACAACAGAACACGAUAGUGCGAAAUUCUCCGACUCCUUCCAGCCAUCGUAAUCAACAAGACAAUCCUAUAGAUUUGAGUAUGAAAACAGGAAGCAGUUGCACUUCCACUGACGAGCGCAGAUCUUCAAUGUCCGGUGCCGAAUCGAAUGGUUCCGAUGAUGAAGCUAAUGCCGACAGUCGCCCGUCAUCCAGAAUGGACAAGUAUAAAUUUACCUUGGCUACCACAGCAAUCCCUGUAGCUACCAAAAACAUUUCGGCCACCAACAAUAUUAACCAUCAUAACAACAACAACAACAACAACAGCUUCAGCAACAACCAAAAUCAUCACCACGAUACAGUACAUCAUUCUCCACGCCCGUUGUCAGUAUCGCCAUCACACCCGGUACAGCAUCACCGAGUGUCCCCAAUACGAUCUGACUCUCCGCGGCACUUGCAACACCAUUACCAAACCCAUCACCAUCAUCAGCAUCUACAGCAGCAACCACAUCGUCAACGUAACGCUCUUGCACAUAAUGUUGGAAGUGGAAGCGAAUCAGACCUCGAGCCAGAGGAAACCGAGUACGAUCGUGAGGUUAAACGUAUGAAGCUGCAAGGUACCACGCCGUUGGACCUUACCACUAAGGUUUAAGCUGCCCAAGUUCGAGGACGCUUCCCGUAUAUGUUGCCGAAGUGAAUGUUGUGGUGCAAUUGUGUUUAGAACUGUCGAGUGUAGCUAAGUGAAAAUAAUUGAUGAUUGAUUAGGUUUUGUUUCGCAACAAGUGCAAAACAUCUUCUGCGAUACCAGUUGCCAGUUGCCUAGAAUAAUAAGUGUAUAGUACAAGUGAAGUAGCAAUUGUUUUAACAAAA